Messenger RNA from Paramacrobiotus metropolitanus, 667 nucleotides. RefSeq lists its product as uncharacterized. The coding region runs from base 86 to 667 and encodes 193 amino acids. The transcript is spliced from 4 exons. NCBI's taxonomy places the organism in Eukaryota, Metazoa, Tardigrada, Eutardigrada, Parachela, Macrobiotidae. The record is from RefSeq and is a predicted model, not a curated record.
CAGCACUUUUCCCACCGGCAACUGUACCGUUCACAUCGCCACGAAGCUUCGAGGCGGCAAGUGUCGAGCGACACCAACGUGGUAUAUGAAUAUCAGGAAAUCGAACAUCCCCGAUGGCGCCGCACUGUACAUCCUCCGGACGGACAACGGCACGCAUUGGACGACGGUAAAGAUCAUCGCCGGCGGGCGUAGUGCAGGCAAUUCUUAUCCCCCUUCUGUGGCCCAGCUGAAAGCAGGUGCCAUCUCCUUAACGACACAGCUGAGAAUUGUGUACAUUGGCGAUGGGAUUCACCGUGCAACGAAUUCCAGUCAUUAUGAACUGGAGAUCGAGUAUACCGUACUGAACGAUAUCGAUGGUUUAUUUAAAGUAUGGUGUGAAGCGUUGGGUGCUCAUAUUUACCGGGAUAUCGCCUGCGAAGACAGGACUCGCCUCACAUGGCCCAGUGAUUACUAUGACACUGUCAAUCGGAAUCCAGCCACUGGCUUUGGUACUUGCGAAUGGAGCAGUAGCGAAAUCAUCGGCACCGUCAUCGGCUGCAUUAUUGGCCUGAUAAUUUUCGGCACUGGCGGUGUAAUCUGGUACAAUAGAAAGGGCCGUUUCCUCUGCCGAUCCCAAAAGCGAAAACGCGAUAUUAUGGCCAGCAUUGUUGUUUCUACCAUAUAUUAG